Messenger RNA from Coffea arabica (coffee), 1680 nucleotides. RefSeq lists its product as uncharacterized. Gene Ontology annotation, molecular function: transmembrane transporter activity. Gene Ontology annotation, cellular component: membrane. Gene Ontology annotation, biological process: transmembrane transport. The record is from RefSeq and is a predicted model, not a curated record. Lineage: Eukaryota; Viridiplantae; Streptophyta; Magnoliopsida; Gentianales; Rubiaceae.
UCCUCACACUCAUAGACUUCACUUUUUUUGGUCUCCAUUGGCAUUAUCGCUCGAUAGGUAAGUUCUUCAUCAUAAUCACUUUUUACUUUGUAACAGUUCACUGGUUAUUGUAGUGGGCUCUUUUUGUACUUUUAGCUGAAGAAAAGGCCUUUUUGGGUGCAAACAAAGAGUGCCUUUAGAAAAGAAAAAAAAAAAACUUGAAUGGAGGUUCUUGAUUGACUUUUUGGGUUCUUCGAGGAGUGGAUUUUUGUGGGUUCAUCCCAUUUUUGGGAAAUACUUGGAGGGAAGAGAGAAUUCGGUAGUCAGAGGUGGGUAGAUAAUCAGCAUGGCGGAUUUUAUUAAGGAGUUUUUCACAAAGAAGACAGUUGUGGCUUUUGGUUUGGGACAAUUGCUCUCUCUUUUGAUCACUUCUACUGGAUUUUCAUCUUCAGAACUUGCUAGAAAAGGAAUUAAUGCUCCAACUUCUCAAUCUUUCUUGAAUUACGUUCUAUUGGGUGUAAUAUAUGGAGGGGUUAUGAUCUACAGACGGAAACCACUGAAGGCAAAAUGGUAUUACUACGUCCUUCUUGCAGUUGUUGAUGUGGAGGCCAAUUUUCUAGUGGUGAAGUCAUACCAGUACACAUCCAUAACUAGUGUAAUGCUACUGGAUUGUUGGUCAAUCCCGUGUGUCAUAUUGCUUACAUGGCUUUUUUUGAAGACAAAAUACAAAUACAGAAAAUUUGUUGGUGUUGCAAUCUGUGUGGCUGGGCUGGUGUUGGUCAUUUUCUCGGACGUACAUUCAGCAGAUCGAGCACAUGGCAGCAAUCCAAUUAAAGGCGAUAUACUUAUAAUUGCUGGGGCUACACUUUAUGCUGUCAGUAAUGUCAGUGAGGAGUUUCUUGUCAAAAGUGCUGACAGGGUUGAACUUAUGGCAUUCUUGGGCUUCUUUGGUGCAAUUGUCAGUGCUUGCCAAAUAAGCAUACUUGAACGGGAUGAACUCAAGUCUAUUCACUGGUCAGCUGGAGCUGCUCUUCCAUUUUUUGGAUUUUCAGUGGCUAUGUUUUUCUUUUACUCAUUGGUCCCUGUCUUACUAAAGAUUAGUGGUUCCACAAUGUUGAAUCUAUCGUUACUUACAUCAGACAUGUGGGCUGUUCUAAUUCGUAUCUUCGCGUACCAUGAAAAGGUUGAUUGGAUGUACUUUGUAGCAUUUGCUGGUGUUGCUGUUGGGCUCGUAGUUUAUUCAGGGAGCGAUAAAGAAGAGGAUGGAAUUCGCACUGAGACUGGUGAUGAGCAGCAAAGCAAGCAUUUCGACGAGGAAGCUGGCUCAGGAAGCUCAUCAAGAACCGUUUAUAACAGCAGGCCUGGUGUUACCUCCACCAGUGCUUCAGAGAAGGACAAGAUUCCAAGAGGCAAAGACAUGGCUAGAGAAACACAAGGGAACAAAUUUUGGCAUCUAGGGGUUUACAAGGGGUAGACAGUAGUUGCUUGUUAGCUAUGCAGGAUGAUGUAGAACUUGACUUCCCUAGUGGUAAGGGGAAAUAAAGGCAAGAAGCCAAAUGGGGUAGAAUUUAAAUUUAAAAAAAAAAAAUUGCUCGUAUCCAUUGUCAAAAAAUCAUUUAAUUUGGUGGCUCCAUGAGCAAUUUGCAAUUUUACAUGGUUGAUGGGUAUCCAAAAUUCCAUCUAUUAGUUUUCUUUGUUCUA